GAAAGGACAUUCAUCGUGGCGUUCAAACAGAGCUUGAGUAAAAUGACAAACUUCAACAUCAACAUCGUGUCGGACACCAUCUGCCCAUGGUGUUAUGUCGGCAAGAAGCGCCUCGAAAAGGGCAUUGCAGCAUACAAGCAGAAGCACCCAGAGUCCGACGACACAUUUUCAACGCAAUGGUUCCCAUUUUACCUGAACCCUGAUGCCGGCAAGAGCCUUGACAAGCAGGAGAUGUAUAUCAAGAAAUUUGGCAAGGAGCGCACAGCAACAAUCAACCAGAUGCUCGCCAAGGUCGGCCAAGAUGAGGGUAUCAACUUCAAGUUUGGCGGCAACACGGGAAACACCCGCGAUUCACAUCGCCUUGUCCAACUCGGCAAGACCAAAGGACCGAAGAUGCAGACGCGCGUUGUCGAGGAACUAUUUGCUGCGUACUUCGAGAACGAGAAGGACAUCACGACGCACGAGGUGUUGAUUGAGAGCGGUGUGAAGGCUGGUCUUGAAGAGAAGGAAAUCAAGCAGUGGUUGGACAGUGGGAAAGGUGGUGCUGAGGUCGACAAUGAGGUGCAGGAUGCGCGCGAGCAGAACAUCAGUGGUGUGCCGAACUUCACGAUCAACGAUCGCUUUGAGAUCGGUGGAGCGCAGGAACCAGCUGCUUUCGUGCAGCUGUUUGAGCGUUUGAAAAGGAUGGAAGGCAGUCUUUGAGGUGUAGACUGCAUGUGAUUUAGAUUCUUGAAUGCGCACGAUUGGCUUGCAUUCGGCUGUCGAACAUAUGAUGCGAUCAGCUUUAACGGUUGGUAACUCACACAGCGCACAAAGUUAUACAUACCUUAUGUUCAGUACCACAACCUCCGAAUACCCACAUCACUAACGAUACUGAUUAUCAAAGUUUCUAACACUACUAAACAUCUUGAGCGUUCAGCCUACAAGGUUGCAUAUAAUGU
Macroventuria anomochaeta is the source of this 941-nucleotide messenger RNA. RefSeq names its product thioredoxin-like protein. Bases 43 to 702 code for a protein of 219 amino acids. The transcript has 2 exons. The record is from RefSeq and is a predicted model, not a curated record. Gene Ontology annotation, molecular function: oxidoreductase activity. Lineage: Eukaryota; Fungi; Ascomycota; Dothideomycetes; Pleosporales; Didymellaceae.